UCAAGAAUUAGACUUCCGAGCGUACAGUACGAUUUGAUAAUUCCCAAAAAAAAGGGCAACAAGACGGGGGGUCGCAAUAACCUUGGCAGGGUCUGACAUUGAUGGCGUCCACCAAGACCGAGGGGCUCAACGUGAUCGCCCUCGUAUCCGGUGGAAAGGACAGCUUUUUCUCUCUCCUCCACUGCAGAGCCAACGGACACCGCAUCGUCGCCCUCGCCAAUUUGCAUCCGGCACUACUACCACGGAGGCAGGGCUCCUGUGAUGGCACCUCGCAACCCCGGCUGGACGCCAAGGUACCCGCCGGCGAAGCGCCUAGUACCGCCGUCUCGCCCCGGGCUCUAGAGUCAGCUCCUUGUGGUCCUUGUGAUGGGCCGCAUCUGGGAUCGGCCAAGGAUGCGCGCCCUCCCGCCGUGCUCCCGGGUCGCGAGGGUGGAGUGGCUGGAAAUGAGGCUACUCCCGAAGUGGACGAGGAUGAGCGGGAUCUCAACAGCUUCAUGUACCAAACGGUGGGGCACCAGGUGAUCCCCCUCUAUGCCGAGGCUACAGGCAUUCCGCUCUACCGCCGGGCAAUCACCGGCCCUGCUGUCCAACACGGAAAGGACUACGACGCGAAUCGCCAUCGGAGCUCCACCGCUUCUCCGGCCGGGGGAUACUCCGAUGAGGCCGGAGACCCGGAGAGGGCGGACCCUGACGAGACCGAGUCCAUGGUCCCGCUCCUCCAGGACAUCAAGAGGGCUCACCCAGAGGCAAAUGCUAUCUGCGCCGGAGCCAUCCUCAGCACAUACCAGCGCACGCGCGUGGAAUCGGUAGCGAUCCGCCUCGGUUUGACGCCGCUGGCCUAUCUGUGGAAGUUUCCCGUCCUCCCGACCACAGGUCCCUCGGGCCCCGUCGCAGGGGCGGAUGCCCAACUGCUUGAUGACAUGACGGCGGCGGGCCUGGAGGCCCGCAUCAUCAAGGUUGCGAGCGGCGGCCUGGACAGCUCGUUCCUGUGGACCAACGUUGCGAGUCCUGCGGGGAAGGCAAGACUCGCCACGGCCAUGCGGCGCUUUGGACCGGCCGAGACGGGCGCCGUCAUUGGCGAAGGCGGCGAGUUUGAGACGCUUGUGUUGGACGGGCCGCCGACCCUGUUUCAGAAACGGAUCGUAGUUGCCGAGGAGGACCGCCGGGUGGUCAGGGAAGGAGGGGGGAGCGCAUGGCUGAGCCUGCGGAAUGCGAGACUGGAGGUUAAGCUGACGGGCAAGGAGGGUGGAGGUGAUAUCAGGAUCCCCAAUCUGCUCGACCCGGGCUUCGUCAGCGUACUGGACGCGCUGUCGGGCUCCGAGACUCUUCCGACAUCUCAGAUAGGCUCACACGCGCGAGACGAGGAGUUGCCCCGGCUGGGAACUCUUCAGCCGUCCAGCCAGGGGCGGCUGGAGCAAUGGUCGUUUACCAGCAGCAAAUCAGCCUCGGCCUCCAUAGGAGCCGAAACACGGGGCAUCGUCGAGCAUAUCCGUCAGCGUCUCCAGCAGCGGUCUCUCCCGGCCUCUGCCAUACUAAGCGCCACAGUCAUCCUGCGUCGAAUGGCCGACUUCCCUGCCGUCAACAGCAUCUACGGCACGCUCUUCGACGCGCCCAACCCGCCUUCUAGGGUUACUAUCUCGUGCGGCGGCGCGGCGGACGCAAACAUCGCCGUCUACCUCACCGUCCACACCGCCCUCCAGCCCAGCCAACGCCACGGCCUGCACGUGCAGUCUCGCUCGUACUGGGCACCUGCCAACAUUGGUCCGUACAGCCAGGCCAUAUCCGUCCCCCUGCUGAGUCUCGGGAGGGCGGGAGAGGCGGAUGCCCCCUCUUCGUCGGGCCCGCGACUCGUCACCAUCGCCGGCCAGAUCCCACUCGUGCCCGCCACUAUGACCCUGCCGGACGGCGCGCUGUCCCUGCAGCUUACCCUCUCACUGCAGCACCUCUGGCGCAUCGGAGUCGAACUGGGUGUGCAGUGGUGGACCAGUGUCGUGGCGUACUUUCCGGCUUGCCGCUCACCCGCUGGCGACGAAGGGGAGGAGAGGUCGAAGAAGAUGGAGAUGGUGCAGAGGGCCAGGAUGGUCGGCGAAGCUUGGAGGAUGGCACACAUGUCGAAUGGCAAGGACCAAGGAGAAGACGACGACGACGACGACGACGAUGACGAGAACGGCCCGGAUCUGUGGGACAGGCGGUUUAACCCGCAGUAUAUGGCCUUCUCCUCUUUCGGCGGCGAGGAAAGGAAGGCGGACCCGGCACUGCCGGAUCGGUCUGUCCUUGCGCCCCCUUCUCGGGGAAGGAGGCCGCCAGCGUUCGUGGCCGAGGUGGAUGAGCUGCCGCGCGGGGCGGGCGUCGAGUGGCAUGCGCAUCUGGGAAUCGCGAACGCGGACGAGGGGAGCGUCAUUGUGAAGGAGGCGGUCGCAGUCGAAGACAAGGGAGAUAUACACGUGGCGCAGACGAUCAUUCGUCCGCCCGGGGAAGAGGAAGGCGUGAGGUUUGUGCAGACUGUUGUGGCGGAACAGCUCGGCUGUGGCAGGUCUGGAGAACAUGGCGACAUCACGACGAGGGCACUGGCGCAGCUGGGAGCGGUCGAUUCCACCGAGGAGCCUGCUGCGGUGGUACGGUAUGUGGACGUCGAGGUGCUCAGGGCGGCUGGUGAGCGGGGAGUGCCGCAGGAGGGUCGUGGACCAGUGGUGCCGUGCAGGUCGCUCUGGGAUGGGGACGGAAAGAGACUGGCAGCCGUGUCGGUCUACCACAGCGUGUUUGAGUGAAGAAGGGCUGCGAUCAGACAAAGGUAAACAGAGAGAAAGGGGGAAACCAAAG
Messenger RNA from Thermothelomyces thermophilus ATCC 42464, 2820 nucleotides. RefSeq lists its product as uncharacterized. Gene Ontology annotation, biological process: protein histidyl modification to diphthamide. Lineage: Eukaryota; Fungi; Ascomycota; Sordariomycetes; Sordariales; Chaetomiaceae. Bases 102 to 2768 code for a protein of 888 amino acids. Gene Ontology annotation, molecular function: diphthine-ammonia ligase activity. The record is from RefSeq and is a predicted model, not a curated record. The transcript is spliced from 2 exons.